Molecule: messenger RNA, 5432 nt
Organism: Labrus mixtus (cuckoo wrasse)
Lineage: Eukaryota; Metazoa; Chordata; Actinopteri; Labriformes; Labridae
Product: copine-3-like
Exons: 16
Coding region: 102-1766 (554 amino acids)
Biological process (GO): ERBB2 signaling pathway; cellular response to calcium ion
Cellular component (GO): plasma membrane
Molecular function (GO): calcium-dependent phospholipid binding; receptor tyrosine kinase binding
Source: RefSeq, a predicted model, not a curated record
GGAUGAGUUGCUCUCAUGAAUGCUCCGCCCUGCACAUCUAGCUGCUAGCUAACUCAGCUGGCUAACAAGUUUGUAUAUACGUGUGAGUCCUCAAGGCUGUGAUGGCGGCAGUGGCAAUCCCGGGGUCUAAAGUUACUGACUGUGUGACCAAGGUGGCGAUUAGCGUCUCGUGUGAGAAUCUGCUUGACAUGGAUGCUUUCUCUAAGUCUGACCCUCUGUGUGUUCUCUUCAUGAACAACAGUUCAGGGCCCCACUGGACUGAGGUGGGCCGGACGGAGAAAAUCAGCAACUGCCUUAAUCCCAAAUUCUCCAAGACUUUUGUCAUCGACUAUUAUUUUGAGAUGGUGCAGAAGCUGAAGUUCGAGGUCCACGACAUCGACAGUGACAACAGCCUGCAGGAUGCUGACUUCCUGGGCGAACUGGAGUGCACCUUGGGACAGAUCGUGUCCUCGAGGAAAUUCACGAGACCACUUGUAAAGAAGGACAAGAGACCUGCAGGAAGAGGAAGCAUCACUAUAUGUGCUGAAGAAAGAACAGACAACAGGGUGGUGGUGUUCGAAGCUGCGGCUAGAAAACUGGAUAAAAAGGAUUUCUUUGGCAAGUCCGACCCUUUCCUGGAAUUUUACAGGCAGACAGAAACUGGAUGGCAGCUGGCUCACAGGACGGAGGUGGUGAAAAACAACCUGAACCCGACAUGGAGACCGUUCAGCAUCCCUCUGCAGUCACUCUGUGGAGGUGACGUGGAGAAAUCCAUAAAGGUGGACUGUUACGACUACAACAACAGCGGAUCUCACGACUUCAUUGGAUGCUUUGAGACCACGCUCGCACAAAUACUGCAGGCAUCACAAACAUACGCUGCUGAGUUUGAUUGUAUCAACAGCAAGAAGAAACAAAAGAAGAAAGGAUACAAAAACUCUGGUGCUAUCGUUAUAAAAAAGUGCCAGAUUGUGAAGGAGUACACGUUUCUGGAUUACAUAAUGGGAGGCUGCCAGAUUAACGUCACUAUUGCCAUUGAUUUCACCGGCUCGAACGGGGAUCCCAGAACCCCUCAGUCCCUUCAUUACAUCAACCCUCAGGGCUACAAUGAAUACCUGGCAGCCAUCUGGGCAGUGGGUAACGUCAUCCAGGACUACGACAGUGACAAGAUGUUUCCUGCGUUUGGAUUUGGAGCUCAGAUCCCUCCUACGAUGCAGGUCUCUCAUGAGUUCCCCAUCAACUUCAACCCAUCAAACCCGUUCUGUGCAGGUAUAGAGGGCGUAGUCCAGGCCUACCAGCAGUGCCUCCCCCGGGUGAAGCUUUUCGGUCCCACAAACUUCUCCCCGAUCAUCAACCAUGUUGCCUGUUUCGGCCAACAGGCCAUCCAGCAGGAAACUGCCUCUCAAUACUUUGUCCUGCUGAUCAUCACUGACGGAGUGAUCACAGACAUGGAUCAGACUCGCAGCGCCAUCGUCAAUGCCUCCCGCUUGCCCAUGUCCAUCAUCAUCAUCGGGGUCGGAGGGGCGGACUUCAGCGCUAUGGAGUUCUUGGAUGGAGACGACGGGAUCUUACGCUCGGCUACAGGAGAAGCUGCCAUGCGGGACAUCGUGCAGUUUGUUCCUUUCAGGCAGUUCCAAAAUAGUCCUCAGGAAAUUCUCGCUCAGAGCGUGCUGGCAGAAGUUCCCGGCCAGAUGACCGGUUUCUUCAACACCAUGAGCCUGAGGCCGCCCAACAGCGGCACUACUCCCCCCGACAUCUCAGCGUCCGCACCCCCGAGUGAUGCAUCCUGACUCAGACCACCCUCUCCCCUUAGUGUACCAGUAACUCAAAAUGCACAGACACUCAGUCUUUAAUGGAUCUUUUAUUCAAAUGUCAUGUAAGCAUGCAGCAUCCAGUCAUGUUUUUAUUUGUUAGUGCCAACAGUACAAGGUCAUAGUGCACUGAUAUCAUCUUCUAACAGGUGUCUAACAUAGAUAUAGGUGAUUUUUACACAUGAUUUAUUAUGUAUCAAGUGCCAGAAUUGUUUGGAGUUUUAUAUUUUAUUGAUGAAUGGAAAAAUUAUUUGACACCAGUGUGUCUUGACACAAGUGUCUUUGUGAAAAGACUGAGGCAGCUAAUAUCAGCCUUCUCAUUAGUCCAUCCAACAGUCCAAAGACAUUUUCCUCACGUAUGCACUUUUCAGGGGGACUGCCCUGAAACCCUCCUGAUCUGGUUGUUCACACAUGCACCUCACAGCAGGGGGGGGAGGGGGGCGGGGGGGAUACGUAAAAAGAAAAACGCUGAAGUGGCAACAGAGUCCUCUAUACAACGCUAUAAAGAGAAUACAGUGGGUCUGGAAAGUAUUCAGACCCCUUUACAUUUUUCACUCUUUGUUUCAUUGCAGCCAUUUGCUAAAAUCCAAAAAGUUCAUUUUAUUUCUCAUUAAUGUACACUCAGCACCCCAUCUUGACAGAAAAAAAACAGAAAUGUAGAGUUUUUUGCAAAUUUAUUAAAAAAGAAAAACUGAAAUAUCACAUGGUCAUAAGUAUUCAGACCCUUUGCUCAGUAUUGAGUAGAAGCAUCCUUUUGAGCUAGUACAGCCAUGAGUCUUCUUGGGAAUGAUGCAACAAGUUUUUCACACCUGGAUUUGGGGAUCCUCUGCCAUUCUUCCUUGCAGAUCCUCUCCAGUUCUAUCAGGUUGGAUGAUGAACGUUGGUGGACAGCCAUUUUCAGGUCUCUCCAGAGAUGCUCAAUUGGGUUUAGGUCAGGGCUCUGGCUGGGCCAGUCAAGAAUGGUCACAGAGUUGUACCGAAGCCACUCCUUUGUUAUUUUAGCUGUGUGCUUAGGGUCAUUGUCUUGUUGGAAGGUAAACCUUCGGCCCAGUCUGAGGUCCUGAGCACUCUGGAAGAGGUUUUCUUCCAGGAUAUCUCUGUACUUGGCCGCAUUCAUCUUUCCUUCAAUUGCAACCAGUUGUCCUGUCCCUGCAGCUGAAAAACACCCCCAUAGCAUGAUGCUGCCACCACCAUGUUUCACUGUUGGGAUUGUAUUGGGCAGGUGAUGAGCAGUACCUGGUUUUCUCCACACAUACCGCUUAGAAUUAAAGCCAAAAAGUUCAAUCUUGGUCUCAUCAGACCAGAGAAUCUUCUCUCAUAGUCUGGGAGUCCUUCGUGUGUUUUUUGGCAAACUCUAUGCAGGCUUUCAUAUGUCUUGCACUGAGGAGAGGCUUCCGUCGGGCCACUCUGCCAUAAAGCCCCGACUGGUGGAGGGCUGCAGUGAUAGUUGACUUUGUGGAACUUUCUCCCAUCUCCCUACUGCAUCUCUGGAGCUAAGCCACAGUGAUCUUUGGGUUCUUCUUCACCUCUCUCACCAAGGCUCUUCUCCCACGAUUGCUCAGUUUGGCUGGACAGCCAGGUCUAGGAAGAGUUCUGGUCGUCCCAAACUUCUUCCAUUUAAGGAUUAUGGAGGCCACUGUGCUCUUAGGAACCUUGAGUGCUGCAGAAAUUCUUUUGUAACCUUGGCCAGAUCUGUGCCUUGCCACAAUUCUGUCUCUGAGCUCCUUGGGCAGUUCCUUCGACCUCAUGAUUCUCAUUUGCUCUGACAUGCACUGUGAGCUGUAAGGUCUUAUAUAGACAGGUGUGUGCCUUUCCUAAUCAAGUCCAAUCAGUUUAAUUAAACACAGCUGGACUCCAAUGAAGGAGCAGAACCAUCUCAAGGAGGAUCAGAAGAAAUGGACAGCAUGUGAGUUAAAUGAGUGUCACAGCAAAGGGUCUGAAUACUUAUGACCAUGUGAUAUUUCAGUUUUUCUUUUUUAAUAAAUUUGCAAAAAUUUCUACAUUUCUGUUUUUUUUCUGUCAAGAUGGGGUGCUGAGUGUACAUUAAUGAGAAAUAAAAUGAACUUUUUUGAUUUUAGCAAAUGGCUGCAAUGAAACAAAGAGUGAAAAAUGUAAAGGGGUCUGAAUACUUUCCAGACCCACUGUAUGUGUCUUUGUAUCAAUGCUACGUGUAGUUGAAGAGAAUCUCAAUGUGAACUAAAGAGUGGAGAAGAACAUACUGGAGAACAGGAAACAUGCAGCAGCAGGUUCAUUAGAGCACAGAGAUAGUAGAGGUGACGUGCAGACAGUCUAUGGUCGUUCAGCGAUCACAGGGAAUAAAGGUCACCACCCCCUCCCACUGGCUCCAGGUGAAUUCUCCUGAUUAUAUCCUGCUGUGUUCUCACAUCAGCUCACUCUGAUGUAAUUGUAAUUAAUUAUCUGAAUAAUUGGGCUGUUUGCGUUCACAGAAUGUAGCUCGCCCUGAAAACUUAAGGAGUUUUUCAGGAGUUUUGUGCAGGAGUGAAAGCACUAUCACCUAGCACAUGUACCUCACAGCGGGAGACCUUCCCUGUUGGAUGACAGCUUUUGCUUUUAAAUCAAUGCUAUGCAUCAAUCGACGUCCACAGUAACAAUGCAUGAUUGAAAAAAAACACAUAAGCAGAAAAGAGGAUGAAGCAGCUUCACGUGCAUGAAGAACCUGACAGUUACCUGGUUGCAUGGUUUAAACGUCAUCACCCGGCCCGGUCACAAUCUCUCUAUUGCUGUGUAUUUUUCUAAACAUUUCCUGCUGCAUUCACACGUCGGUUAACUGGCUGGGAAAAUUCCAGGUAUAAACUAAGUGGAAAAAUCGUCCAUUCGUGUUCACACAUUUUUUUUUAUGUGUGAAAACACAGAAAAUGUCAACUGGAGAUUUAAAUGGUAAAUGGACUUGAGCUUGUAUCGUGCUUUUCUAGUCUUCUGACUACACUGCUAACAUUUCCUCCAGUAUUUCCCUAACACAAUCAUCAUUUGUUAUUUUUCAUGCAUCCAUUCCCUCAGAAAUCAAGAAUACCUUGUAUUUAAAUCUUGGACAAAUCUACGGCUACACAAAAACAAUUCGGACAUGUUUACAUACUGGAUGCCUCCAAAACGGAUGAACGAGUCUCUUUAAAUGAAACAUUUUGUAACUUUACUCGAGAGCUGUAUUGUCUGUCUCUGCUGCUGUUUUCUACUUCAAUCAGUUAUUGGUUUUUUUAAAUUCAGUUUCAUAUUUGAUUAACAGAUUAUUUUAUAUCUUAUGUAUGAAACAACAAGGAAAUCUGGAAGACAUUUUUAUCAACAACUCUUAACUGCACGUUUACACUUCUAUAUGUAAGAUGUUCACUCUGUCUUAAAACAAGGAGGUACAGACCGCUCUCUUUACUGAGUUUUAUAUCAAAUGGAAUAAUACAUUUGAGUUAGUGUCAAAGUAUUUAUAUCGUUGUUUGUUUGCACCGUAGCAUUGCUUUGUGUUGUUCAUCUGUCUUUGUCAUCGACUUUGCUUUGAUCAGUAUUUGAUGUAAAUAUGAUUCACUAAAGAAGAAAUAAGCCAUCUUUUACUACAUUAUGUUUAAGUGUUGUAUUAUUGGAAAGAUUAGCUCUUGUGUUUGUCUACUGACAUUAAAAAUCUUUGUUUAUUUUCACAAA